Molecule: messenger RNA, 1449 nt
Organism: Wickerhamiella sorbophila
Lineage: Eukaryota; Fungi; Ascomycota; Dipodascomycetes; Dipodascales; Trichomonascaceae
Product: Galactokinase
Exons: 1
Coding region: 1-1449 (482 amino acids)
Biological process (GO): galactose metabolic process; carbohydrate phosphorylation
Cellular component (GO): cytosol; cytoplasm
Molecular function (GO): galactokinase activity; ATP binding
Source: RefSeq, a predicted model, not a curated record
AUGAUUCCAACGUUACAUACGAUCAAAGACGUUUAUGCUGAUGCAUCAGCGCAUGAGGCUCGGUACGCGGGUAUUUUGAACAAAUUCCAAUCCCUGUACGGCCGCAAGCCAGAGUUUGUAACUCGGGCUCCCGGCCGAGUCAACAUCAUCGGAGAUCACAUCGAUUACAGCUACUACUCGGUUCUUCCCAUGGCUAUUGAAAACGAUUUCGUCAUUGCCGUCGCUACCACUGAUGACCACAAAGUUUCGUUGGCCAAUUUGGACCCGCGUUUCUCCGGAUGCACCUUCGAGAUGCCUCAACACGGCGACGUGGAGAUCGACGCAGUCAAUAUGGUGUGGUCGAACUACUUCAAGUGUGGUGUGGUGGUGGCUAACCGUUACAUGAGGGAAAAGACACCGGGAUUCCGUCCAAAGGGGAUGCAAAUCGUGGUGCACGGCAACGUGCCAGCCGGAGGUGGGCUUAGCUCGAGUGCUGCGUUUGUUGUCUCGGCAACCCUGGCAGUGCUCCGCUCGAACGGAUAUGACAAAGUUGACAAAAAGCUUUUGGUCAAACUGUCUACUACCUGUGAGCAGCUUAUUGGCGUCAACUCGGGUGGAAUGGACCAGUCCGCCUCGGUGUUUGGUGAAAAGGACCACGCCUUGUUUGUAUCUUUCCGCCCAGAGCUGGACGUCAAGCCCAUGCAGUUCGCUCAAACCACUCCAUUUGUUCUUAUUAUCGCCAACUCGCUUCUCGAGGUGCACAAGCACGAUUCUGCUCCAGAAUGCUAUAAUCUACGUGUUGUAGAGGUCACCCUGGCAGCGAAAUUGCUCGAAAAAAGACUGGGGAUCACUAUUCCGCAGGACGGUCUCCUGUCUGCAGGGACCCUGAGAGGCGUUAUGGAGUGCUUCAGUGGCAAAGAGGCUUCCAUUGCAAAUUUGAAGGCGAUGUUGCCUCAGGUGGAAAAAUACCUUGACCCCGAAGGAUACACCAGUGCACGAAUUGCUAGUGAACUGGGCAUCUCAGAGAGCGAGCUGGAGGCAAAAUAUUUCACGGAGUUCCCUGUCCGUUUCAGCAAGCUCAAGCUAUACCAGCGCGCCAAGCAUGUUUAUGAAGAGGCCCUGAGGGUUCUUGAGUUUGUAUCUAUCAUGGGUGAUAACUCCCCCGAUACCCUGCAAAAGCUUGGUGAGUAUAUGAAUGCCUCCCACAAGUCAUCCCAAACUCUUUUCGACAACUCGCAUGAAGCAGUUGAUGAGAUUGUCGAGAUUGCCAGAAGCGCAGGCUCUCUGGGCUCGCGGGUCACUGGCGCUGGAUGGGGCGGCUGCACCGUGCACCUUGUGCCCAGCAACAAGGCAGAAGCCGUCAAGAAGGCCCUGCGCGAACAAUACUAUGCCAAGCGUUAUCCCAACGCGCCCGAAGAUGCUCUCAUUGAGAGUGUGGCUGGUUCCGGCACCGUGUUACUUGAAUUCUAA